UUUUUAUAUACUAGGUGUAAUGAUGGAACUGGGCAACUAAAUUUUGGAUUUACAGAUGAUGUAGCUGGUCAGGACAAUUUACUCUCUUUCAAUUUAGGAGCAAGAUAUAGUGGUAUAAUACUCCAUAUUCAAUUUUAUCAGUGUCACUGUUAUUAAAUAGCGUGAAUCCUCUAUUAAGCUGGCCAGGGUCUUAUUUAUUUCAAGCCCCUUUGUGGGAGGGCUGAAUAGAGACAGGGGCUAUUUGAGAGGGGAGGGAGCUUAUUUAAUUUAGAAAAGAUGAUGGUAUCAGUUCUCCAUAAAGAACUAGAAUACAAAGUGCUGAAGUUUAAGAACAAGAAGUUUUCGGUCAUGCAGUUGAGGAUCAGAAUCAAAUCUGAACUUUCAGUUGGUAAAUUAACCAUCCCAGAUCAGUCCACACAAAGUUUUACAGUCGUGAUUGAUUAAUACAAUCUAUCAUUAAUUUAUUAGUGAAGNAAGUUUUCGGUCAUGCAGUUGAGGAUCAGAAUCAAAUCUGAACUUUCAGUUGGUAAAUUAACCAUCCCAGAUCAGUCCACACAAAAUUUUACAGUCGUGAUUGAUUAAUACAAUCUAUCAUUAAUUUAUUAGUGAAGAAUAAUUAGGGGUGGGGAGGAGGGAGCUUACUAACUUUCUUGCCCUGAAAAGGUCUGAAAGGGGCGGGGGGCUUAUUAGAGGGAGGCUCAUUUGAGAGGGGGGGGGGGGGCUAAAUAGAGGAUUUACGGUCCUAAAUUUUAAAGUGAAAUUUUUGUGAGAUUGACACCUUUGUGACCAGCACAAUGUGUUGGACAGAGAGAUGACCAUGUUAUAGAGGGUCACCCAGGGGUUUCAAUAAUAAUUAAAGUAGCCAGCAGGUUUGACUAGAUUAAGCGACUGCAGGAGUCCAUCAAAUGGAGCCUCCAUUUCCAUUAAUUUCUUGAGUCAACCCUUUCCCGAGGAGAUUUAUAAAUAGAAUGGCUUGUUUCCCGUGAAAAGUGUCAUAUUUCCGUGAGUUUCCGUGAGUUUCCGUACGUUGACUCCAAGGGCUUGUAUGGGAGAUGGAGGCUCCAUUUGAUGGACUCCUGCCGACUGUAUUGACAAGGAGUUCCCACAUUUCUCCCCCUUUUCUAUGGGGUCUGGGAGAGCAUGCUCACCCAGAAAAUUCUGAAAAUGAAAUGCCUUCAAAUGCAAUUUCCAGCAUUCUGGAGAUUAAAUUGAGUACAUGCAAGAAAAUGUAGGGUUCAUUCAAGUUUUGAUUUAUCAGCCGCUCCAUCAAUGAUAUAUUAUUUGUUUACAAUGUUAUUAAAUGUAGUUCCUUCUUUUUUCGGGAAUGAAAGAGUAGCAGAUGUGUUUUGGCGUUCGUCAGUGUUUAUUGAAACCCCUGGUCACCUAAAAGGAGUAAAGAAAAGCUGGGCAGUCGAUUUUAGUAAGAUGUGCAUCAUGUCAAGGUGUCUGUUAAGAGAUAUUUAACUAGCUGGAUUACAUUGUUGGCUCUGGAAGCAGGAGAGAUGAUGUGAACCCUGUGUUCUGAUUGGCUACCCGAGCUGGCAAAAUGAGCCAAUCUUGCCUGCUUGAGAUUACCUGCCGUUUCCUGAUAGAAAAGAUUUGUUUUGACCAUAUAAUGAAUCCUUUAUUGACCGAGGCUGGUGAAUCAAGAUCGCUCAGUAUUGGUCAUGUUCUUUUUUUACAUUUUAUGAAAAAAGACUUGAUCUUGUUGGUCAUUAUCCAGCCACCUGACCCAAUACGCUUAAUCAGUGAUGCAUAUGUGACAUGCCUAGUAAAUGCAAUAUAAGCACCCAUAUCCAGUUUUUCAAAAGUUACCAUGAUAGAAUUCUUGAAAAAGAAUGCAUUCCUAUAUAAGAACCUAAAUUUGAUGAAGCCUCCUGUUAUAAACCCUUCUGAACAUGAUCUCCCUGUGUGGUCUUAUAUUAAGGAGCUGCUUCCCUGAAUUACUAAGUAAUAAAUACAGGCCGGAAAGCUUUUGAGACAAGCCCACUUUUUCAACAGGGAACUUCUGUCUACACUGUAUUAGCUGACAUUGCAUACCGUGUGGCACGAAAUUUUUGAGAGAGUUUAUUUUUGUGCAUCUAUGACUUUUUGUGUUUUGCGGGAGCUAAUUUUUGUGUUUAGGACAGAUUGGUUUUGUUGAUGGGAAUUAAUUUUUGCGAUUUUCAGAAAGUCCCUGACAAAUCAAUGAAACUAUUUUCAGUUUUCAGUUUGUUUUUAAACAAUACUAUAGUGCGCUUACCCUUUGUAUAUCCAUAUUUGCAUACUGUUUUGUUUCUGAAUGAAAGAGACUGGUCAUGAAACAGACACAAUUAGUACUUAGUCUUAGUACUGUAUUUGUGUGUAGUGAAUUUAAGUUAGAGAAUAUUUAAUUUGGAAUAAAUUUUUGCAGGAAAAAAGUUUGCAGUAAUUAUUUUUUGCAGGAACUUAUUUUUGCAAAUCACCAGAAUAAUCACAAAAGUUGAAAAAUUUUGUGCUACAUGGCAUACUCACUUGCCAGUCNUGAAACUAUUUUCAGUUUUCAGUUUGUUUUUAAACAAUACUAUAGUGCGCUUACCCUUUGUAUAUCGAUAUUUGCAUACUGUUUUGUUUCUGAAUGAAAGAGACUGGUCAUGAAACAGACACAAUUAGUACUUAGUCUUAGUACUGUAUUUGUGUGUAGUGAAUUUAAGUUAGAGAAUAUUUAAUUUGGAAUAAAUUUUUGCAGGAAAAAAGUUUGCAGUAAUUAUUUUUUGCAGGAACUUAUUUUUGCAAAUCACCAGAAUAAUCACAAAAGUUGAAAAAUUUUGUGCUACAUGGCAUACUCACUUGCCAGUCAGUGGUUUCAAUGAAACUAAAGCUGAGUACUGAUGUGUUCUUUUGAACAGGAAACCUUGGUUUUCCUUCAGAUGGCCAGGUGGCUUCUGUGGGACAGUAAGUAUAUACAGUACUACAUGUAGUGUUAGUUACGAUUAUAAACCAUCCUUUCAAGUAAUGUAGAAGGAGUUUCAAGUGACGCUUGAUAAAAUUCUAGAUUCUCCUCUUACUUGGAUUUGUGAUGCUCAUUUACCAAAAAAAAGGGGACAGAGAAUUUGAUAAAAGAUCAAAAGUCUCUCAGGGCCCUAUAUUCCACUCAGCCCAUGAAUAAGCCUGCAAAUACAGCCACCCCUCUUGGUUACCCUCACUGGAGAGGUUUCUCAAGAGAAACAUCUGCAUUUAAUUUUGGGCAAAAAAUUCCAUACUGAUGUUGGGGUACCAGUGAGAUGUACAUGUAAAUUUGUUCAUGUUUCUGUUUCUCGUUGUUGUCAUAAGAUUUGGAGAUCAGCAUAGCCUGUGUGGCAGGCAUUCGAAAGGGAAGGGAAAGGGGAUUUCAGAUGUGAAAGAAGCGCAAGGGGUGCGCAAGGAGGGAAGGGAAGGCCUGCAAGGACACUAUCGUUUUUUUACGUCAUAAACGUAAACCAAUCACAGCACACUUCCAGAUCUGGGAAGUGCACUUCGGACCUUGAGAAAUAUUUGCGAGAUUCCAGAAAAGAUCAGAAAGGUCUCAUAAAAGGUGAAGACUUCAAACUUUUAGAACAAACUAAAGUGGAACCUCCAUUCAAGGGACACCCUUGGGACCCAGGCAAGUGUCCCUCAAAUAGAGGUGCCUCGAUCUUGAAUGGAGGUUGGGCUGGAGUUUGUUAAUAAUUAACCGACAAAUAAACUAUUUUUCUUUCAUUAUUUCUCGGAAUCUGCUGCAUUCAUCAUUUCAAGCUCUAAAUGAUAUAUAAAAAAUCAUGAUUAAAUCAUCUCUGCAAUGUUGUGUGUUGAAUGGGGCAGGAACACGCGACGAACCCCUAAGAACAUCUGGAUGGGUCAGGUCAGGGAGUAAGACACCAGGAAAUGGUUUAGAUAUAAAAUAAAAAGACCCUACAUUCCAAAUGUCAUGUGUAUGUCCUAUAAUAUAGCUAGCACUGAAGGGUGAAAAUAGGUCUUUUGCAAUGUUAAGUCUUUUGAUCAACUUUCUGUAAAAAAUAUCUUUGUGGAAAAAUGAUUUCACUACAGGUAACCUGUAAAUUUUUUAACAGUUUAUCUCAAAAGUAGCGAUUGUAGAGGCCACUGAAAAUUUAUUGAAGGAUAUAAUGGGAAAAAUCAACUCUUGCAAAGAUCAACUUUCUGUAAAAAAUAUCUUUGUGGAAAAAUGAUUUAACUACAGGUAACCUGUAAAUUUUUUUGACAGUUUAUCUCAAAAGUAGCAAUUGCAAAGGCCACUGAAAAUUUAUAGAAGGAUAUGUAUGGGAAAAAUCAACUCUUGCAAUGAUUGUGUGGUUUUCCAUUCCAGUCCUCUUAAAUUUUGAAACUUUUGAACUGUCUUAAAAUCUUUCACUUACUAUUUCUAUUUGAGCCUUGUAACAUUGCCUUAAGGGAAAGCUUUUAUGACAGUUGGAAAUUUCAAAAUUUAGAAGGAUUUGUAUGUCGGUGUUUACGGACUGAAUUGCUUUGGUCUAUUGAUUUGGCAACAACACAAAAUUUUAUGGACCAAUGUAAACUUGAGGACCAUUAUUAUGUUGUUCAUUUGUAAGGCAGCAUUCCAUGGCAUUCAUCUGUAUUCUUUGUUUUUGUUAGCCCAAUAGACAUUCCUAACUUUGGAGGACAUCGGCGUAGCAAAAAUUCGCCUCUUACUCCACCAGAUUCGGAUGGGCCGGACUCUCCAGAUGGAGAUCAAGGUUUGAGAGAACUACAAAGCAUCAAUCAGAACAGUAUAAAAUGUAUUUACUAUUUUAACAACUGCGUCGCUUAGUGGAGGUGGGUGCCCGGGUUGUCCAGGGGCUUCCACUUUUGGCAAAGGCAGCCCCUAGACAGAGUUACUCCUUCAUGGCUGGUAAACCCGCGCCUUCCAACCUUAAGCCCCCAGGCCAUGCCAAAGGGACCUCCGUGCUGACCACCAAGCCUGGAGAGAAGGGGCUCAUGGCUGGGAGAAGCCUGAGCCCUAUACUCCAAUCUCGGGGGCAUUCAUUAUUUUUUAAAAGGAAUAAGGGAUAAGCUGGAACUAUCAAGCUUUCAGAAAAUGUACAGUAUAUGAGGGUAUUUAGUAAAAGCAAAAGCACUAGCGCUGAUCAAUGCGAGGAGGGUGCAUGCUUGAGGGUGGAUGAUACCUUAACAGGUGAUAUAAAUUGAAGCUAUUAUACACAUGAAGUAUAACUUUUUUAAGUUGAGUGCUGGCAGGCCUAGAGAUCUUAUCAAUUGCGAAGGCAUUUGAUACAAAUUAAAAAUACCCAAACUGAAAUUUGCAACUGUGGUAAUGUUUAAAUUAGUUCUUUAUAACCAACUUCAUUGCUAAAUGGAGGAUGGGACUCUGCAUUAGCUGGGAUCUCCAGGAAUCUUGCUUUUGAGGCAAGCCCCUAGACAGAGUACUACUCCCAUGACUAACAAUAACCACAAUCCAGCCAUGAUACUCUUCACCAUACUUUAGGACCUGAUCAAAGACAAUGGAUCAUGAGUUGCUGUGGGGUUAGGGGAAGGUUUUUUGCUAGAGCCCCAGCCCAUUAAAUUUACGUGUAGGGCGAAUAGAGAUUUGCUUACAUUGGUCAUGUAAAAGAACAAUGCCAUCAACGACAAAUUUUCACUGAGUAUAUGGGAACCCUAUCUUAUAUCUUGAUCUUGGGGAAGUUUGUGCUGUGACCUUUAUUACUGCUUUAUGUAUUUUUUUUUUAGUGUUUUUAUCUGGGAGUGUACCUGGCAUGCAUGCCAUUGUGUUGCCAUCUCUGUUACUCCCUGAUGGGGGACAACAGCAUUCAAGUAUUUUGCAGCAUGGUUCGAGGGUCCUUAAAGACAGUGUCAGUCAGUCCAUACCUCUUUGAAAGUUUCAGAGAAUCAAACUACAUUUACCUUUUCUAUUAUUAAUCAACGUUCAAUAAAGAACAGACGAGGAAGGUACUAUUAUGAACUUUUAAUUAUAAUCCCACCUGUGUGUCAUGGUUCAUUUUAGUUUACAAUAUUUAUGUACAGAUUAAGGUGAACUAGUUUUAUGGAGUUUUGGAAGUUACACAUUCAUGCAGUCCUAAUAUUAUAAUAUAAAAACGUGCCAAUUUUCUGUCUUUUAUAUAUCUUGAAUGUGAAAACAACAAUUGGAUAGUUGGAAUGUUGUAAGUUUUUUAGGUCAAACCAUUUUUCACAUUUUUCAUACUAAAGCAGCUGUUCUCUGAAGUGAUGGGGAUCUCUUUCUAGGGUUGCCCUUCAGUUACAGUAUUAUGUGUUUUGUUCCUAUCUCCCACGAGGGCACAGUCUGCAAAGGAAUAACUCUCUUGUUAUCUAUUGACAUAUUAAGCAUAAUUAUUGUAUGCUUGGUUUGUUUUCUACUUCUUAACAGUAGUGUCUCCUCUGAACCUAAACGAAAAAGGAAGAGAUCAUCAGAGUGCAGUGAAACUUUAACAACAAAUGGAAUCUCUUCUCUCAGGCUCGGAUCUUUGAAAUCAGAACCAGGUACUUGAAAGCAGUUAGCAGUUAAUUUCCUUGUUUACAAGUGUAGCUGAUAUUUUUGUUUUCAGAUGAACAAUGUUCUUUUGAGUGACUACCUUGGGAAUCCAUAACUGUGGUUGCAAUAAGAAAAGGUCAUUUACAAGAAUGGCCUCUCGUUAGCAUCCAUGUGGUGCAAGUAGUGAAGAAAGUGUUAACUGAGCAGUCUUUUACGAGAACUUUAAAACAAAGGGAAAGACGGGCCAGUGACUGGCCAUGGCUGCUUAUGAGAGUUAUUACAUUAAUUACAUAGGUGAAUUCACAAACAGGGUCUUAAAGAGCUGGUCACUUACCCGAGUGGUCACAAGGAAUGCAUUGAGCAUAUUCUGACUUUCAUAUUUUAACACCCCUUCUCUUUUUUUUUUUCUGUGGACAAGACAGCUCCACCUCAAUUUUCUCUUGUGGAGGGGUAACCCUAGAGUGGAUUACUAGCAGUACUCGCCCAUAUGUUUUAGUAACACAUAUAUAGUAGAUCUACCCCUAUGGACCACACUGUUCCAUUUAACUUUUUGCUUAUGCUUUAUCUGUAGGUGAUUUCUGUAUUGAUGGUAGUGGUUCUGAGAACCUGGAUUCCCCGGAUCCACUCACCACACCAGCCACUCCUGACCCAGAGAACUCCUACCAGUGCCUUAAGUGGUUACCAUUUAAACCUGAUGAGUGCUGUAUCAUGUAUGAUGAUGCCUCCCAGAGAAUGUAAGUCUUCUUGCUGCUUUUGUUGUCUUAGCUUUAUCUCAGAUUUUCUAUCCUGGAUACGAGAAGAUUUUUUCUCACGUGUUGGCAGAUACGCUGGUGUCUUUGGGUGGAAGCUGAAGGCCAAGCAGCAAAGCUUUUCGCCAGGCCACUAUAGACUUGACUGAAACCAGAAAUUGUCCAUGAAAAGUCUCUGGUACCCAUGGUACAGUUUCUCCAGCAACACUACAAAUUAAUCGCUCAUGCCUCCAAAGAUGUUCCUUUGUGAUUCACAGUUUACUCACCAUUAGUUUUGCUCUCUGGUAACCUAAUGUUGAAAAUGAAAUUGCAGGUGUGAGUCACGUUCCACUGGGAAUUGACAUUUUUGGAAAGAAGUGAGGCAAAUUCAACAUGUGUAUAGUAUUUGUGUGAUAUUUUUCCAUAAUAAUAUUUGUACUUGUCCUCUUUAGACCUCCUCCUCUCUUCAGAGUGGAUGCUGAUAAAGGUUUUAACUAUUCAUUUGCUGACGAGGCCUUUGUUUGUCAAAAGAAGAAUCACCUUCAGGUAUUUGACCAUAGCAAAAGUUAUUAAUGGAAUAUAUAUCUUUUGAUUUGUAUUAUUAUUUGUGAUUGAGCACUACCAGUUCUUGCUAUUUAAAUGUACAGAUUAGAUGGCCUGUUUGAUUGACCAAAUUCCAGAAUAUUAUGAAAGGUAAUAAAACAUAAGCUCACUGGUUUGGAGAUUUGGGGCUUGCGACAUUUUUAUUAGACAAAAGCGUUGCAGUAAUUAAGGAACAUCACAAACCCAGUUUCCCUUGUGUCUUGUGUCCCUUGUGUCCUUACAGUCAUCCCAGGGCUGUAACUAUAGUGGAAGUUGGUGAUCUAAAACACUUAACCCAUAGACUAUCAAGUGAAACCUACCAUGUGUGGAAAAUUAAAAUUUCAUGUCCUGUUUCCAACUUAAGUCUUCUUACCAAACCUAACCUAAAGUCUCUUAGUGUGGCUUCAUUAUAUGUAACCGAGCUUAACUUUGUGUGCGCUGUUUGCCAUAAAAAAAGGCUUUCCUGUUUAAGGGAAGGUCAAACUGCUCUUAUUUGGCUGAAGGGUGUUUAGCUUAAUAAUAAUAUGUAUUUUAAUUAGGUAUAAUAAUUGUCUUACAGGUAACAGCGUACAUGAGCCUUCAAUCAGAACAAACUCCCAAAUAUGUCAGAGGGGAGGUUAGUAGGCAUCAGCUGAAAUUUCAUGGCAGUAAUUUUUCCCUUCUAAUUGCACAUUGGGCAUUUUUCAUUGACCAGACACUUUGGGAAACUUCACUGGGAAGGCCCCUUUGGCGAAGAACAUGUUCUAUUUGACACAAGUAAAGCAUGUUUGUUCCUCUCUCUCUUGCCAGAAUUUAAGAUGGUGGCAAAAAUAUUGCCAUGAAAUUAGCCUGGAACUGACUGGAACUGAUGAAUCCUUAUGAAAACUUGUUAAUGAAACACACAUUCUCGGAAAGUUUCAUUGUGUUUUUUUUAUUUUUUCAUUCCUGGGAAUUUUCCUGUGGGAUGCCCAAAAACAUAUGUUUUUCAUUUACACCCCAAACUGAAAUUGUGGAAUUUCUUGUUAAAAGGGAAGUGCUCAUUAUCACUUAAACCAGUAGAGUUCAUUCAAAGCUAUUAAUAUAAAAUUGAGCCAUUUGUGUUCCACCUCCACCAGUGGUUAUAAUCAUAAAACACUUUUUUAAGUUAAACUUUGCUAUUAACAUAUGAAAGGGAUCUACCAAGAGCCUUCAAGAAAUCUGCCAUUUACUGGGUGGGUGUAGUAGUUCUAAUGUACUUUAGAAGUUUGAUUUUUUUACUCUUAUAAUGUCUCAUUAUAAAGUUGUCCUUUUUCAGCAAAAUGAGCUGAGACGUAUUGAGAAGUUCUGUUUACAUCUGUAUGGAAUUAAGGUGUGUGAGAUUGCGUGGCUUUUUGAGAACAUUAUGACCUGACCACAUGAUACAUGGUCUUUUUGUGAAAAUCUUUGCAAAGAUUUUUCUCAGUCGUCAAUCGUUUAUUUAACCCUUUGUGGGCCUUUUUUAAUCUCUCUAAUAACACACCCUCUCUUUUAAGCUCUCACUGUCCUUUUAACCACUAGUUAAGUUGUUAGGCCUAAUAUACGUACACUGUAAGUACUAUAAAUAUUCAUUCCACUUAUUUAGAUGGAGUCCCAGGCUAGUAGAAUUGGCGUGGAACAGUCUCAGGCUGACAGAAGCAAACGUCACUAUGAACCUUUACAGUAUGUUAUUCUUUAAUUUUUUUUACAAGUUUUUUUUAUGGUAAAAUUUCUUCUUAGUAAAUUUGCAAGACUGAUAUUUUUGGUUACAGCCAGACCUUAGUUGAGCUGCUAUCCAUUUAGCUACCAGGUUACCAGGUUCCAGGAGAAAAAAUGCCAGUAAUUACAAAAUUGCUGUAAACAGAAUCUCUCCCCACAGCCAACCUUAACUAUUAAAGCAACCACAUACUUGUUCUGUGGCAGUGACCUCUUAUAGGGGUGCAACUGUACUUGCUAUUGACUUACUUCUACUGAUCUUUAAAUGAUUUUCAGAUUUCACAUAUCACCAAACGAACAAGCAAAGAUCACAGUUGGAAGACUACAUUUUAGGUACUGUUGACAAGUGUAUUUUCUUCGUCUGAUAUUAGGCAAGUUUUAAUGAAGAUUUGCACACCCCUCUUUCUUAAACCUUUCACUCCUAGAAGUCAAAUCUACAAAAUUUUCAUAUUUUCUUUGGUAAAAUACUUAAAAAUCAAAAGAAAGAACCUUAAUGAAAGUACUGACAAAGAAGUUUCAUUUCUAAAAAUGGGCACAUCUCAGAGUUUUGUAACAGACUCAAACGUUAGAACUGCAUUGUUGAACUCCAUCAUUCUCUCUGCUAGAGACAAGGUUAAAUGAUAUUUGCGUUUGAAUUUCAGUUUCUGUGUUUCGUGGCCUUCCAUCCUAUCGGUCCCUUUUUUCAGUUAGGUACACCUUGGUAUUUUCCCUUCAAUUACAUGCAUUCAUUGCUGCGUAUUGGCCGACUUUGUAACUGGAAAACUUUCCUGCAUAAUUACCCAGUAUUACAGGAUUUUGUGAAUUUGCAUGCAAACAUCAUCCACUUGUUUUCAAAGACAGCACACAUUCAUAGCAUGUAUAGCAGUAAUUUCCUCUUGAAAGAUGAAAGGAGUGAGGAUGAAGCAGCAAUUAUCAACCAAUUAUUUCAACUGUACUGGAUGGAUCAAUUAACUGCCCACCCAUCCCUCCCCAAGGCAAAAAUUUGACUUAGAGGAGGGGUAGAGGGGCCUUUCUGGAGGGAAUACAGUCUACUUAUUUAAGGGAAGUAGAAGUUUCAAGAUGUUUAUGUAGACUCUCGGGGUCCCUUACAUAUCAACAAAAUCUUUUAUAGUGAAACAACAGCAAACAACAUGAGAAAGAAAGGAAAACCAAAUCCUGACCAAAGGUAACUGCAGCAAUGUUCCUUGAUUAUUUCUAAUAGCAUGAGAACUUUUGGUCGAGAAGGACCAAAUGGUCAUUAGUAACAGAAGGCUCAGUAGAAAUGUUUAGGAUUUUUCCAUCAAGAGUCAAAACAAUAGUCCUCCAGUUGGCAGAUAUGACUUACAGAUUGGAUGUUCUAUGUACUGAACUAUAUAAAAAAGGCACUUAAUUUGAGUGUCAAUGUAUUUGGAACGAAAGUGCUAACUGGGGACACUUUUUACGUCUCCUACUGGAGUCGGGACCACCUUUUUACCUGGUCAUCCGAGCCACGUGAAGGUCAAGCCGCUAGCGCGCAGUGCAAAGGAGUACCUUUAUUUCUCAGUUAUUUUAUGACCUUGAGUAGUGGUCCAGCCUUAGGAAUCGAACCGGGACCACCCGCUCUGCAGUCAAGCGCCCUACCGACUGAGCUAAUCCUGCCGCGGAGACUAUAUCUUUAAUCUUUAAUCACAGUUCGUAACCAUACAUAACUGAUACAAAUGAACUAAUACUAACAUAUACAAUCGAACAAAAAUACAAAAAUGGUUAACAGGACGGUAGUAGGGGGAAACCAAAUUCCCAUGCUAAGACAUACCCUCCAAAAAAGAAAAAAGAAAAAAAUAGUAAUUAAUUAAUAUAUAAACAUAUAUUAAAAGACUAUAAAUUAGACUAUAAAUUAUAAACCUAAUAAUGCAUAAACUUAUAGUAAAGACACUAUGCCUAGUAUGUAAAUUAUGAGCGAAGGUACUUAAUCAGUGAAACUUUAAAAGACUGAAGGCUAGGAGAUGACAUUACUUCAGAAGGCAAAGAGUUCCAAUCAUUAAUAUAUCUAUGAAAAAAUGAAUAUUUAAAAUAAUUUGUACGGGCAACUUUAGGCCUUAUUUUAUACUCAUGCUUACUUCUAGUUCGAAUUAUUCCAAUAAUAUCAAAGUAAUGAUGGCAAUUGAUAUCACAGUAACCAAAUAUAAUCUUAUACAUUUGAACUACGCUAAGAUAUUUCCGUCUCAGUUCUAAAGAGUCCCAUUUUAACUCUAAAAGUCUUUCAGGAUAUUCUCUGUCGGGGCCACAUAUUAGUCGGGACGCUAUUCUUUGAAUUGCUUCGAUUGCCUUGGUGUGUUUCACCAGAUAAGGGUUCCAGACUGGGCAGGCGUACUCGAGGAUAGGUAUCACUAGCGCCUUGAAAGCUGUCUUGAUACUAGUCUUGUUUGAAUAACCGAAUGUCCUUUUAAUCAAGCCCAAGACCUUGUUAGCUUUAGCACAAAUUGAGUUAAUGUGAUAAUCCCGUGAUAAAGACGACUCCAACCAAAGUCCCAGGUGUUUGUAUAGGAGACUUGAAAGUUGACAAUUGGCUAUAUACAGUGUAGAUACUUCUAGGUUCAUUCACGUUGAUAUUCUUGAUGUCUGACAAAUCAUUUGCUUUAUUUUCCAUUUUAUUCCUUUUCAAGUCUUAGUUACAUUUGAAAAUUUGAUUCAUGAGCUGUAUAUAAUAAAUUGAUUGAUUGACUGAGUUAUUAUAUUCACAGAUACUUCUUGCUAGUUGUGGCGGUCUAUGCACAUUCAAAGAACAAAGAAUAUUUAGUCUGUGCCAACGUCUCAGAGAGGAUUAUCGUUAGGGUGAGGAGUUUGUUGUUGUUCAUCAUGUCUUGAGAAAUGUUGAUCGAAGCUGCAAAUAACAAUUCAAUCAUCAAACUAUGUGCAAGUAAAAUUUGCCCAUGUCUGACAAAAAACCAUACCCCUAGUUGCACUCACCAUAGUUUUAUACGGGGAGGCUCUGCCCCUAGAUCCAAGCCCUUGCCCUUUUACAUACCAUAUUUGUUAGAAAAGGUGCCCUUUUUUUAUACCUUUUAUUAGCAAAUGGUACUCUAACCCUUUCACAUACCUUUUUUAGAACACUGCAUCUCUUGACUGCUGUAAAUGCACCUUUUUUUUCAUCCCGGUCUUCUCUGUUGCAUCUCAUGUUAUCCCAUAGUUUUUUUACGAAUCGGAAAGAAAAUUCUGCAUAGUGUACUUUGAUUCUAAUUCUUGAAUAACUAAUUUUUAGGCUUCCAAUCCAGGCCAGUUUGAAAAUGAUAUGGAGGUUAUUUGGUCCAGAGGUCAAACUACAGACUCCGUUUUUCGAAUGGUAAGGAGAGUGUUAAACUUAGAAUGUGCAUAUUAUUUAACUUAGUUUUUAGAUAGCGUAUUUGUUUGUUGAAGGUAUUAUCACCAAAAAGGCCCAAAUAGAGAGUGGUUAAUCAGCAUGUGUGUUCAGCCUUAAGUCCGAAAACUCGAAAGGGAAAACCUUUUGACUUGAAACCUUUUUACAAUGGCAGACGAAAGUCGAAAAGGUAACAUAAGCUUACACUCUCUACUAGUGGGAUUUGUUGCUCUUGUUAAACACGAGGACAAUUUGCAGAAAGAAAGGAACCAUAACCAGGGAAAGCGUGGUGAUUAAUUUAUCGAUCUACGCCAUCUGAGGCCACCGUCAGUUUCUCUUUGCGGUUCUAUGACACUUACUAGACACGUUAUACUCUGUGAUAAAUGAUAAAAAGCUACGGAGUGGAUUAUUUUUCUUUGAAAAGUGGCAAAAUUGUCCAACUUUAUCGCAACGUCUUCAUCAUAGUUUUAAAUGAAACUAGACCGUUGCAGGAGAAUAUCUAUUUAACAUUUAUACAAGUAAACCGUGUUGACGUACUGUUAGUGAAAAACACUUCAAAGAUUCUGGAAACAUAACAACAAGCACUUCUGGCCUCCGUAGCGGUCUGGACUUAUCGCGCGCGUUUGCUAUAUUCAACGGGUACUUUCUGUGGCCUUUGUUUGGGCUGUAAAGCUGCGAAAAGAAUAGGAAUGAGUCAGUGCCGAAACUCUCCUUUCUGUACUAGCGGCUCUGCCGCAAAAAAGCAUGCGCACACUCUGAACCCUGCAGCUGCGCAGGAUAAAGCACUUCUAAACAUUCUGACCCUAUAUAAAUGUGAUAUUUUUAGGGUCGCGUUGGCAUCAAUACUGACAAACCAGAGGAAGCUCUGUCAGUUCAUGGCAACCUAAAGGUGACGGGGCGGCUUGUUCAUCCCUCUGACAGCAGAGUCAAGGAAUCCAUUGAAGAGGUAUGUGGGACAUGUACCAACCGUCUGGUAGUAAAUAGGCGCGCGUAGGAUAACUGUUUCAUUAGAAAUAUGAAUAACAAAAGGAAAAUAAAAGCAUUGAUUAAUAUGCCUGUUUCAUUUUUGAAGAACCACAGCUCUACCAGGCAGAAGUUAAAUGGCGUCUUUUUCUUAAGGAUUGAACUGUAUUUCGUAUACCAUGGUCCCUAAACCAGUCAAAACUCUCUCCUUACAUUGCACAGAUCAAUCUAAUUUAUGUUACAGUGAAAACUCUCUUAGCGAACACUCUCGUACAAAAAAAAAAUAGAGGGAAUGUUUCAUCCGAUUUGCGGACACCGAAACUGAAGUUGCUUAGUUGAUCAAACACUCGUUUUUGUUGUAUAAUCUCAAAUAAUUGAUUGUUAAGAGUGUGGUUUCGACGAAGUUUAAAACUUUAUGGUAAUGCCCGACAUCCAAAACCUCCGUCACGUUCUGUCUUCAUAAGCUCGCGAAAGACAUGUUACAGCUGUACCUUUUGAUUGUCGUUGGUUUUGAUUCAGGUGGACACAAGUGAACAACUUAAAAAUGUGUCAAAAAUGAAGCUCUACAGAUAUCGCUACAGCCGGGAAUACUUGGAGCACGCCGGCUUAGGAACAGGUGACUUGCAUAACUUAUUGUCUUAA
Porites evermanni is the source of this 14350-nucleotide messenger RNA. The record is from the annotation of a GenBank genome assembly. NCBI's taxonomy places the organism in Eukaryota, Metazoa, Cnidaria, Anthozoa, Scleractinia, Poritidae.